Acipenser ruthenus (sterlet) is the source of this 3841-nucleotide messenger RNA. RefSeq names its product cAMP-specific 3',5'-cyclic phosphodiesterase 4B-like. NCBI's taxonomy places the organism in Eukaryota, Metazoa, Chordata, Actinopteri, Acipenseriformes, Acipenseridae. The coding region runs from base 1477 to 3783 and encodes 768 amino acids. Gene Ontology annotation, cellular component: perinuclear region of cytoplasm; cytosol; nucleus. Gene Ontology annotation, biological process: signal transduction. The record is from RefSeq and is a predicted model, not a curated record. Gene Ontology annotation, molecular function: 3',5'-cyclic-AMP phosphodiesterase activity. The transcript has 15 exons.
GUCAUACACUGUAGCAGUUACGGGCAGCGCACUGUGUGUACUGUGCUGUGGAGUCUUCUGUCUAACAAACGCAAAGCAAAAUGCAAAAUGCAUAAAUAAAGAAACGCAAAGCGGAGGGUUGCGUUCACUAACUAAACUCGCUGGAGCCGGAGAUUGCCUGCAGCGGCGGUGUCUGCAGCUGCAGCAUUCAGUUGCCGUCGGAAUUUUUUAAAGCAAUCAAAAAUCAGUUCCAAAUCACACUCGCGCGUAUCCGCGCACAGAGAGAGACAGACCGACGCGCUCAUCAAAGUCCAGUGCGGGGUUUUGCAGAAAAGAAAGAACGAAAGAAAGGAAGAAAGAAAGAACGAAAGAAAGAAACCCUGGAAAAGCAAAUGGAUAUCGGAGCGUUAUGAGUUAUACCAAAUCUAACAACACCACCACCGACAAGCUGGGAAGGGGAGAGAGGAGGAGAGACGGAGAGGAGAAGAUGAAAAGCGAGAGAGACUUGAAUUAAGUGGCUUUGAUUGACUCUCUGGAUCACACUUUCUUUUUUUUUUUUAAAGAAAAUAUUUUAACUGGAAGCGCAUGGGCUACACUGCUGUAAAACAGUGUUGCCAUUGAUAUAUCUUUAUGUAAACAGCAUUGCAGUUUCGUUUUACAAAAAGGGAACUGUGUGUUGGCCGGUGACCGCUUCAGUUGCAAAUUCUGCAGUUGUUUGAUCUAGAAUUUCACAAACGGCAAACGUUUCACGACCGGAGUUAUGGAUAACAAGAGGUGAUUGCUGCGGGUAACACACACUGAAUACCAGACAGGGACAGUAAAUCGCAGUACGGAGUAGUGUGUGCGAAACGGGGACGAAUAACUCAGCAGGGAUAAGCCAGAACGAUUUUCCAAUAAGAGACUGAUAAAAAAUAGUAAUAAAAAAACCGCAAUAAAUUCAACUAUAAAAAAGUGAUCUAUUAUUAUUGCGACAUGGGUGAGGGAGUGGGUAACUUCGGGGCAGUCUGCGAGACAGACGGCUGCGCGUCUUCAUCUGAAAUGAAACGAGGAUAUUUGUCAUCAUUUUCCAUCAUUUAAGCUGGAAAGCAUUCUCAUACUGAAACGGGAGCUUUAGUUUUGGGAAUGCAAUCGUGAUUGGUUUAGGGACAAGCCGCUGUGUUACUUGCCUAUAUACCCAUUUUUUUCAAGAAAUAAGAAAACCGAAUAAUCCCAACCCAGCGUGACUAUUUGCACUGUGAUUGAUUUUUCUAUAUUACAGUAUUUUUUUUGUGGUAGCAAAAAUAAUAUCCAAUAUUGGAAUAUUAAAACAAUAACCUUACAUCGGAGACCCAGUUUCACAUGCUUUGUACUGUAAAUAUACAUAGCCUACAGAAAAUAUUUAUUUUGCAAAGUUAUUUACUUAAUAAUAGCCAGAUUUAUUUAGUUGUCUUUAGUUUUUUCCCCCCUCUGUAUAAAUAAAAAAGGGGUUAUAAUUUGUAAUCGCAUAUUAUUUGCACUAUGAUGGAGCCACAACCGUGCCCGAAAAAGAGCAUGUCUCUCUCGCUGACUGUGCCCCGAGAAGGGCAGGCGACUCUGAAGCCUCCACCGCAGCAUCUGUGGAGGACACCGCGGACCCACAUCAAGAUAAAGCACCGGGGAUAUUCGGAUACCGACCGGCACCACCACCGGCAGAUAGAGCGCUCCAACGCCAUGGACACGAGCGACAGACCCGGACUCAAAAAGUCUCGCAUGUCCUGGCCGUCCUCAUUCCACGGGACUACCAGCACGUCGAGCGGCAACUGCACCUCCAAACGUUUCGAGGUGGAGAAUGGCCCCUCCCCAGGCCGCAGCCCCUUGGACUCGCAGGCGAGCCCGGGCCUGGUGCUGCACCCCUCCUUCCCGCAGAGCCAGCGGCGAGAGUCCUUCCUGUACCGCUCCGACUCCGACUACGACAUGUCUCCCAAGACCAUGUCCCGAAACUCGUCCAUCACCAGCGAGGCGCAUACUGAGGAUCUCAUAGUCACCCCCUUUGCACAGGUGCUGGCUAGUUUACGCAGCGUAAGAAACAACUUCUCUAUUCUUGCCAAUGUCACCACCCCUACCAACAAGAGGUCGCCAGUCGUCAGCCAGCCCACAGUUUCCAAGGCCUCCCUUUCAGAGGAAACGUAUCAGCAACUGGCCAAAGAAACUCUGGAGGAACUGGAUUGGUGUCUGGACCAGCUGGAGACCGUUCAAACCUACCGCUCCGUCAGCGAGAUGGCCUCCAACAAGUUCAAGAGAAUGCUGAACAGGGAGCUCACUCACCUGUCAGAGAUGAGCCGGUCGGGGAACCAGGUGUCAGAAUACAUCUCCAGCACCUUCCUGGACAAGCAGAAUGAUGACGUGGAGAUCCCGUCGCCCGUGCAGAAGGAACGUGAGAAGAAGAAGAAGAAACAGCAGCCCAUGUGUCAGAUCAGUGGUGUCAAGAAACUCACGCACAGCUCCAGCCUGACCAACUCCAGCAUCCCUCGCUUCGGGGUCAAGACUGACCAGGAGGACAGCCUGACCAAGGAACUGGACGACUUAAACAAGUGGGGCCUUAACAUCUUCCGAGUGGCCGAGUUCUCCAAUAACAGACCGCUAAGCUGUAUAAUGUUCGCCAUUUUCCAGGAGAGAGAUUUAAUGAAGACCUUUAGGAUCCCAGAGGACACAUUUAUCACGUACAUCAUGACCCUGGAAGAUCACUACCACGCCGACGUGGCCUAUCACAACAGCCUCCACGCUGCCGACGUCACGCAGUCCACACACGUCCUCCUGUCCACGCCCGCACUCGAUGUGAGUACAGAUUUGACCGUCUUCACGGAUCUGGAGGUUCUGGCAGCCUUAUUUGCUGCUGCAAUCCACGAUGUGGAUCACCCAGGGGUCUCCAACCAGUUCCUGAUCAACACCAACUCGGAGCUGGCUCUGAUGUACAACGACGAGUCGGUGCUGGAGAACCACCACCUGGCUGUGGGCUUCAAGCUGCUGCAGGAGGAGAACUGUGACAUCUUCCAGAACCUGAGCAAGCGGCAGCGACAGAGCCUCCGCAAGAUGGUCAUCGACAUGGUCCUGGCGACAGACAUGUCCAAGCAUAUGACCCUGCUGGCUGACCUCAAGACAAUGGUGGAGACCAAGAAGGUGACGAGCUCUGGAGGGCUGCUGCUGGACCACUACACUGACCGGAUGCAGGUGCUGAGGAACAUGGUGCACUGUGCCGAUCUCAGCAACCCCACCAAGCCCCUGGAGCUGUACCGGCAGUGGACAGACCGCAUCAUGGAAGAGUUCUUCAGACAGGGGGAUAAGGAGCGUGAGCGGGGCAUGGAGAUCAGCCCCAUGUGCGACAAGCACACCGCCUCCGUGGAGAAAUCGCAGGUGGGGUUUAUCGACUACAUAGUGCACCCCCUCUGGGAGACGUGGGGGGACCUGGUGCACCCUGACGCGCAGGACAUCCUAGACACUCUGGAGGACAACCGGGACUGGUACCAGAACAUGAUCCCCCAGAGCCCCUCUCCACCGCCAGACGACCCGGACAGAGAGCACGACGCCUGUCUGGACAAAUUCCAGUUCGAGCUGACCCUGGAGGAGGACGGGGAUGGAGAGGGGCAGAACCACCGGGACCCGGGGGGAGACCUGCCCUGCUCGCCCCAGAGAGGGGAGGGGCAGCUGGGGGAGCAGGAGGAGAGCCAGGGCCCGGCGGUGGUGGUGGUGGUGGUGGGAGAAAACGGACAUUCGGAAGGGAGUCCUGAAGAGGAAGAGGAAGAGGAUGAGGAGAAAAAAAACGACACAUCCUCCCCCGCUGAAACAUGAGCCCGGCCUUUUUUUUUUUUUUUUUUUUUUAAAUGGGUGUUCGGGAGUAAGGGAGACU